AUGCCAGCAGGACGCCUCACCUUCGUCCUGAGGAACUUGCGCGUCUCCCUGUGGAUCCGGGCGCUCUCCGUCAGGAGGUUCAGCGACGGCAGCAGCGUCUCCUUCAGCUUGUUUCCCUGGAGACCAGGAGAGACGGCAACCAAUCGUGUUUCCCGGAACUGCCACAUCUUCCUCCCAGAGGCGUCAUGUGACAGCCUCCAAUUAGACUGGACGCAGAUUACAGGUCACAACAAGACGUUCUUGAUGAACAUCAUAUGCACGGCCGUCCGGGUCCUGAAGAGCAGCCGGAGUUUGACCAUCACCGUGCUGACGGGAGCGGGCAGGGAGCUGUUUAUGACGGACGAGGAGCGCCUGGCCGUGGAGGCGAGGCGGGAGCUGGACAGGCAGGAGCUGAUGCACCAGAAGAGGGUGGCGCUGGAGACCAACAAGAUCCACAAAGAGCAGCAGGAGUUGGAGCGACAGAGGAAGAUGGAGAUUUCUCAGAAGACGGUGGAGGUGGAGGAGCGGUACCGGAGGGAGAUGGAGAAGAUCGAGGCUGCGGAGCGGAAACACAAUCGGGAGUGGGAGGAGGACUGGGGGGCCAGGGAAUCGCCCAGGAGCCCCUCCCCCAUGCCAGCUCCUUCCAAAGCGGACAGCCCACCCCCUUCGCCCCCGAAAUCCAAAAGCUCAGACAACGCAGGGCCCGCCUGGCAGUCAGGGAUCGAUGAGGAAGAGGAAGAUGAAGAGGAAGAUGAUGAAGAUGAUGAAGGGAAAGGGAAAGUGAGUGAGUCCGCUCUGCCCGGAGCGGCAGGGCCCAGGUUUAGCUUUAUUCUGACAACCAAAGACUCUUCCCACCUCUUAUUUCCAUCAAUCCAUCAGUCGCCAGAACAUCAGAACAUAAGAGUGCACACUGAUGAAAACAGGCCAUUCAUCUCGUCUAGAACACAAAAACAUAAGAAUACACACUGAUGAAAACAGGCCGUUCAGCUCGUCUAGAACAUAAAAACAUAAGAAUACACACUGAUGAGCACCAGCCGUUCAGCCCAUCGAGGCCCAUUAUUUACUUACUGACUAAAGAGUGUCCUGCAGUGUGUCGAGCCUGGUCUUCAGCACUGCAAACGUCUCUGCCUCUACUACAUGACAUUGCAAACGUCUCUACCUCUACUACAUGACACUGCAAACUGUUCCACACAUUGACAACUCUGUAGAAAAUGCCCCCUGAGGUCUGAGCGCAAUAUUUAGUGUCCUCUUGCCAAGCCUGAGGAUUAAGAAUCUUAAGAGCCUUAAUUAAGUUACUUAAUUAAGUGACUUAAUUAUUUCCUGGUAGCGUUUACCUUUUGUACCAGGAGCCAAUUGAAUUGCCCUCUUCGUUUUUUAAAAUUAUUUUUGUUUCAUACCUUUUACAAAGAAACUGGACUUCCUUAUGGCAAUUUUUUAGGUGGAAUAGAAAAACUAAUAUACAGUAAAAAUGGAUUUUGAAAAAGGGUGAAAUCGUCUCAAGGGGAACAAGCGGAACUCCUAUAAAAUACUGAAAAGCAGAAAAGAACAGCUCACAGUCGUAUUGGUGAGAAAGCUUUUGUUCUGACAGAAAUAUGGUUUUAAAUUUCACCCAGUACUACAACUCCUCGUCUUCUCACUCACCUCCCGUGUGGUUUGCUGUGUGUCUCAUUUUAUGCUUUCAAUUUCAGUUUUUUUGUUUUUUUCCUGUUUUGUUUAUACACAGACAUUUUCUGUGGAGUGGGUAGGCCAGAAUCACACCCCGGGUUUGUUUCCGUCCCUUCCGUAGCCUGGUGUUUCGGCUGCACAGUGACUCAGCGAUUUAUUGUGUUUCUCUAGCGUUUGGCUGGUUUUACCGAUAUGAGGGGAAACUGCCUACGCUGAGAAAGGUACAGAGUGUGCGGUCUGUUUGUGAGGAUGCUGUGAUGCCGUGUUUAUGACUUUU
This is a messenger RNA of Anguilla rostrata (American eel), 1921 nucleotides long. RefSeq lists its product as uncharacterized. The transcript has 8 exons. Gene Ontology annotation, biological process: inner ear auditory receptor cell differentiation; sensory perception of sound; inner ear receptor cell stereocilium organization. Bases 1 to 948 code for a protein of 315 amino acids. Gene Ontology annotation, cellular component: stereocilium tip; plasma membrane; stereocilia ankle link complex. NCBI's taxonomy places the organism in Eukaryota, Metazoa, Chordata, Actinopteri, Anguilliformes, Anguillidae. The record is from RefSeq and is a predicted model, not a curated record.